Messenger RNA from Necator americanus (New World hookworm), 1749 nucleotides. RefSeq lists its product as uncharacterized. The transcript is spliced from 15 exons. NCBI's taxonomy places the organism in Eukaryota, Metazoa, Nematoda, Chromadorea, Rhabditida, Ancylostomatidae. Gene Ontology annotation, molecular function: RNA binding; aspartate-tRNA ligase activity; ATP binding. The coding region runs from base 1 to 1749 and encodes 582 amino acids. Gene Ontology annotation, biological process: aspartyl-tRNA aminoacylation. Gene Ontology annotation, cellular component: cytosol; aminoacyl-tRNA synthetase multienzyme complex; cytoplasm. The record is from RefSeq and is a predicted model, not a curated record.
AUGCAGCAAGCAGGGGUGAAGACAGCUCGAUCUAAGGCCCACCCUCGCGACCGAACGGAGGCAACAACAGCCAAAACCCGGCAGUCGAAAUAUCGACCACGAGGAGGGGCAAAUGCGCCAGCUCACAAGAGGUUGACGCAUCGACGGACCACAAUGUCGGUUGCAGUCGAGGAGAAAGACAUGAACGAUGUAGUUGAGGGGGAGAAGAAGCUGUCCAAGAAGGAACUAAAUAAGUUAGCUAAAGCAGCCAAAAUUGCUGAAAUAAAGGCACAGAAAGCCGCUCAAAACCAAUCGCAAACACAAGGUGAUGAAGAGGAUAUUUCCGUUGGCAUGUACGGAAGCUACGGUAUAAUUCAAUCAGCCGACAAGAAAGACAUUGUAUUUUCUCCAAUAAACAAAAUCACAGCGAGUAUCCACGGUCAGGAGAUGUGGGUCAGAGGACGAGUGCACGCAAUUCGUAGCAAGGGUAAAACCUGCUUUCUCAUCCUCAGGCAGCGUUUCUAUACAGUCCAGGUUCUGCUUUCUGUUGGGGAGAAGAUAAGCAAACAAAUGCUCAAAUUUGUAUCUAACAUCCCGAAGGAGUCUAUUGUUGAUAUCCAAGGCCGUGUAGAGAAAGUCGAAGCGCAGAUUGAAUCAUGCACACAGAAAGACGCUGAGCUUCAUGCCAUUCAGGUCUUCGUUGUGUCGUCGUCGGAGCAACGUUUACCUUUGCAAAUCGAAGAUGCUAGCCGACGUGCUGACAGUGCUGAUGGUCUGGCCGCUGUCAAUUUGGACACCAGGCUUGAUAACCGAGUCCUCGAUCUGCGCACGACUACAAACCAAGGAAUUUUCUCGCUACAAGCUGGAGUAUGCAAACUUUUCCGGGAUACCUUAAGAGAGCGAGGAUUUGUUGAAAUUCAUACUCCCAAGAUCAUUUCAGCUGCUAGUGAGGGGGGCGCAAAUGUUUUUGAGGUAUCUUAUUUCAAAAAUUCUGCGUAUCUUGCACAAUCACCUCAGCUCUACAAGCAGAUGGCUAUUGCUGGUGACUUUGAGAAGGUUUUUACUAUUGGAGCUGUUUUUCGUGCCGAAGAUUCCAACACUCAUAGACACAUGACAGAAUUUGUAGGUCUGGAUUUGGAAAUGGCUUUUAACUUCCAUUAUCACGAGGUGCUGGAAACUAUUGGGUCAGUCCUGAUUAACGUUUUCAAAGGGCUGCAGCGUGACUAUGCUGACGAAAUCGCUGCUGUAGGACGACAAUACCCUGCUGAACCCUUUGAAUUUUGUGAACCUGCUCUUGUUCUCAAAUAUCCUGAAGCGUUGAAAUUGUUGCGCGAAGAUGGCGUUGAGAUUGGUGAUGAAGAAGACUUGAGUACACCAGUGGAGAAGCAGCUUGGUCGAUUGAUAAAAAAGAAAUACAAGACUGACUUCUUCAUACUUGACAAAUUUCCACUUGCUGUUCGUCCGUUCUACACUAUGCCUGAUCCUCAUGAUCCGAGAUACUCAAAUAGUUACGACAUGUUUAUGAGAGGUGAAGAGAUCCUAUCUGGAGCUCAGCGAAUUCACGACGCAGAUUUCCUGGUAGAGCGAGCCAAACAUCAUAACAUUGAGCUUCAGAAAAUCCAAGCCUACAUUGACUCGUUCAAGUAUGGAUGUCCUCCACAUGCUGGUGGCGGUAUUGGACUCGAACGAGUAACGAUGCUCUUUCUGGGCUUGCACAAUAUUCGUCUUGCAUCAAUGUUCCCUCGUGACCCAAAGAGAAUCACGCCUUGA